Molecule: messenger RNA, 3458 nt
Organism: Phialemonium atrogriseum
Lineage: Eukaryota; Fungi; Ascomycota; Sordariomycetes; Cephalothecales; Cephalothecaceae
Product: DUF221-domain-containing protein
Exons: 6
Coding region: 380-3058 (892 amino acids)
Cellular component (GO): plasma membrane
Molecular function (GO): calcium-activated cation channel activity
Source: RefSeq, a predicted model, not a curated record
CCCCAGCGCGCUUUUGCCAAAUCCUGCGCGGGAAGAAGUGUUUGUGUGUUUGAUGCCCUCUUUCCCUUUCUACGCAUACAACAUAGAAGCUCUACCUUGGGGGAGAUUGAGCCCACCACAAUCUCACAAGCCUUGCAGUUCUCUCAGCUAGCAAGCCCACACCACACAGCUCUGGAGCUGGACCCAAGCUCGACCCACUUCCCAAUCAAUACCCUGACCCCCCGAGUCCCAAAAGUUCCAAGCUUGUCCCCCUUCUUCAGAAAAGGCACGACCUCUUCAAACAUUCUUGCCCUACUGUCGCUCUUUACGCGCGCAGUCUCUCUGGGCCCAUCCGAAUCGCGUCUCGUUCAAGGCUACGCGCCAGUAACCUACCGCGACCAUGAGUUCGAGCGACGAUGACCCUCCAAAGUCGUCCUCCCUGUCGGGACUGGUCUCCACCCUCGCGCCAGUGGCUCUCGUCUCGGCCAUCUACCUGAUCGCCUUCUUGAUCUUGAGAAGAACCCAGAAGCGUUAUUAUGCUCCGCGAACUUACCUUGGGAGUCUCCGCGAAAAUGAACGUUCUCCUGCUUUACCAACCGGCUUCUUCAACUGGAUUGGCGCCUUCUGGAAGAUACCGGAUAUCUACGCUCUCCAGCACCAGUCCCUCGACGCCUAUCUCUACCUGCGCUACCUGCGCAUGACGGUUGUCAUCUGCUUCGUGGGAUGCUGCAUCACCUGGCCUGUCCUGUUCCCCGUCAAUGCGACCGGUGGCGGUGGCCAAGAGCAGCUCGACAUCCUCUCGUACAGCAACAUCAACCGGAGUACCCAGAAAUACCGAUACUUUGCCCAUGCCCUUGUUUGCUGGGUUUACUUCAGUUUCAUCAUGUAUCUGAUCAUGCGGGAGUGCAUCUUCUACAUCAACCUCCGCCAGGCCUUCUUGCUCAGCCCCGCGUACGCUAGCCGUGUCUCUUCGCGGACCGUUCUCUUCACCUCGGUUCCCGCGAAUUUCCUCCACGAGACGACGCUGCGCAAGAUGUUCGGCGACACGGUCAGGAAGAUCUGGAUAUCUGGUGACACCAAAGACCUCGACAAGCUCGUCAAGAAGCGUGACAAGGCUGCCUAUCGCCUGGAGUCAGCCGAGGUAAAGCUGAUCAAGAUUGCGAACAAGACGCGCCAGAAGGCGAUCAAGAAGGGGACCGCAGACCAGGUUGAGCCCCCCGCCGAGGCCGACGGCGCCCCCUACCCCUCCGAGACCGCCGGUGCCGUCGAUUCCGAGUCUGGUAGCGUCGCUGGUCGUUGGGUUCCAGAGAAGAAGCGGCCCACGCAUCGUACAGGGCCACUCGGACUCCUCGGCAAGAAGGUCGACACGAUCGACUGGUGCCGCAACGAACUGCAGACGGUUAUUCCCGCUGUCGAAGCUGCCCAAGCGUCGUAUCGGGCAGGGGAAUACAAGAAGAUUCCUGGAGUCUUCGUCCAGUUUAGGACCCAGGCCGAGGCCGAGUGCGCCGCCCAGGUCGUCUCUCACCAUCAAGGCUUCCAGAUGACGCCGAGAUAUGUCGGGAUCAAGCCUGGUGAGGUUAUCUGGAAGAGCCUCGGAAUCUCAUGGUGGCAGAAGGUCGUCCGCCGCUACGCCGUCCUCGCUUUCAUCACGGCUCUAAUCAUCUUCUGGGCUAUUCCGGUGGCGGUUGUUGGAGUCAUCAGCAACGUCAACUACCUCAAGACCCUUUCUUUCCUCACAUGGCUCGACAAGAUCCCCCAGAUCAUCAUGGGCGUCAUAACGGGCCUGCUACCCGCGGUCGCCCUUUCGAUUUUGAUGUCACUGGUCCCAAUCAUCAUGCGAAUAUGCGCCAGGCUCGCCGGAGAGCCUUCCGAGUCCCGAGUUGAGCUCUUCACUCAGAAUGCUUACUUUGCGUUCCUGGUCAUCCAGGUCUUCCUGAUCACGACCAUGGCCUCGUCUGCUUCGGCUGUUGCCAAGCAGAUUGCUGAUAAGCCCGCCAACGCCCCGUCGAUCCUCGCCAACAACCUCCCCAAGGCGUCGAAUUUCUACAUAUCGUACUUCAUUGUCCAGGGCCUCACCAUCGCAUCCCAGGUCCUUUCACAGGUCGUCGGGUUUGUCGUCUUUUCCCUCAUGUACAAGUACCUCUCGGGGACACCCAGGGCCUACUACACCAAAUGGGCCAACCUCAGCGCCAUCUCGUGGGGAAGCACCAUGCCAGUUUACACCAACAUCACCGUCAUCGCAAUUACCUAUGCCGGCAUUGCCCCUCUGAUGCUCGGCUGGGCUACGGUUGGCAUGUCGCUGUUCUACUUCGCAUGGCGUUACAAUGUCUUGUUCGUCACCGACACUCAGAUCGACACCCGUGGACUGAUCUACCCGCGUGCCAUCAAACAACUCUUCACGGGUAUCUAUCUCGCCGAAGUCUGCAUGAUCGGCCUCUUCGGCGCCUCUGUUGCACCGGGCCCGCUCGUCCUGAUGGUUGCCUUCCUCGUCUUCACCGUCCUCUUCCACAUCAGCCUCAACAGCGCCCUCGAUCCUCUGCUGUACAACCUGCCCCUCUCCCUCCUUGCUGAGGAGGAGGCUCGCCUUCUUGAUACCCCCGUGGCGCAGAGUGCCGUACCUGGCCAGACCGCCGCCGCCGCCGAUGGGCUGCAUCGUAAUGAAGCCCAACAUAACGGGACGCAGCCUGUGGACAAUUCGGAGAAGGCCAUGCCCGAGGCUCAAUCCCUGCACAGCGCGAAAACGAAGAAGCCGAAUCCCCUCACCAAGUUCCUCAAGCCGUGGCUAUUCUCCGACUAUGAGACGCUCCGUGCGCUGGCCCCCACCGGACCUCUUGACCUCACAAACAUUUACUCCGAGGAGGUCGAGAACAAUGCAUACUACCCCCCAUCGGUGACCUCCACGACGCCGCUGCUCUGGAUCCCCAAGGACCCUGCGGGCGUCUCGAGACAGGAGAUCGCACACACCAGCAAGAUCAUCCCCAUCACCGACGAAGCCUGCGAUCUGGACGAGCAGGGCAAGAUCAACUGGGAUCGCGAAACGACAAGGCCGCCGGUGUGGGAGGAGAAGGUCAUCUACUGAUGGGAGAAGAUUCUUAACUGAUUUUCAUGGAAGAUACCCGGAGUUGAGUCACAUGGUGCGAGUCGUUCCUUACUCGGUGGGAUUUCAAGAGGGUAGUGGUUUUGAGAUUUGAUAAUGUUAAUAUGGCUGUCUUACCACUUGGCUUGCUUCUCGUGCACGAAAGGGGGUCGUCUAGAUGCCCCGUCGCUCCUUAACUCGACAGGAUUAGGAUCAAUAUUAAGAUCGUAAUACUACACGAAUACCCUCACUCUCUCUCCACGUUAGCUACCUACUUAUUCCACUCUCACUUCCACACUCACUGCCAACACGGCAUUGUACGCUAAUAAUCUGCGGAGACGAACAAAAAGUACAGCUUCUAUUAUUAUAUUUUUAAAAAAUGGCGUCAAUUGUUUUAUUCCAC